This is a messenger RNA of Aegilops tauschii subsp. strangulata, 964 nucleotides long. The record is from RefSeq and is a predicted model, not a curated record. Lineage: Eukaryota; Viridiplantae; Streptophyta; Magnoliopsida; Poales; Poaceae.
UAAUAACUUGCACCGGCACCCCCACACACUUCUCCAGCUAUAAGAACCGGCCGCUCUCUGCCCAACUGACACAGAGCAGAGCAGAUCGAGCGCCACCGUUGCAGGAAAUGGAUUGCGGUACCGACGAACACCAACACGGCCAUGGCGACGCGACGGAGUGGAAGAAGGUGGCGGAGCUGAGGGCCGUCGCCGAGGCGCAGGACCCCGCAGCCAAGGAGGAGGAUGACUUUGCGCUGCGGCGGUUCCUGCGUGCCCGGGACCACAACAUCGGCAAGGCAUCGACGAUGCUCCUCCAGUACCUCACCUGGAAGCGCGUCGCCAAGCCCCACGGCUCCAUCUCGGACGAUGAGGUGCGCAACGAGAUCGCAAAGGACAGGGUCCGCAUGCAGGGCUUCGACCGCCUCAACCGCCCCAUGGCGUAUCUCUAUGGCGCACGCCAUUUCCCUGCCCAUCAUGACCUUGGCGAGUUCAAGCGCUACGUCGCCUAUGUCCUCGACAAAAUCUGCACUAGGUUGCCAGUGGGGCAGGAGAAGUUUGCGGCGGUGAUAGACAUGAAGGGGUGGGGGUAUGCGAAUUGUGACCUCCGGGGUUACGUGGCGGCAUUGGAAAUCAUGCAGGGCCAUUACCCGGAGCGCCUUGGCCGGGUGUUCCUGAUCCAUGUGCCCUACAUGUUCAUGGCGGCAUGGAAGAUGGUGUACCCGUUCAUCGACGACCGGACCCGGAAGAAAUUUGUGUUUGUCGCCAAUAAGGACCUCAAAUCCACGCUCCAGGGCGCCAUUGACGAGUCCCAGCUCCCCGAGGAGUACGGUUGCAAGUUGAAGCUUUAGGGCUACACCAAUUCACUGUAGUCCAAAUCCAUCUGAUGAUUGGACAAUGGUGAUCACUACCUGACAUACUCAAUUAAGGGUGCAUCAAAACUUCCACCACAGUCAACCUAAUAGAAGUAACAAUCCUUAAAGCGGUA